Molecule: messenger RNA, 1359 nt
Organism: Klebsormidium nitens
Lineage: Eukaryota; Viridiplantae; Streptophyta; Klebsormidiophyceae; Klebsormidiales; Klebsormidiaceae
Source: the annotation of a GenBank genome assembly
AUGGGCGAUAUCGUCGAUAUCAGCACAAAGAGUCUUUUGGAGCUGUUGGAGCCACCGGCUCCGUCUGUAGAGGAGACGGGAGAGGUGUUGGAUGCCGCUUCGUCGUUGCUUGAUAUCAGCUCUACCGAUGGCCGCAGACUCUGGCAGACGCUCUUCGAGGAAGAGAUGCCAGAAGUCAGACCUCCCGAAGAAGAAAAAAAAGACCACAUGGCUCGAAAGAUCGAAAUAAGGAAGGCGCGCAACAAGCAGCAUGCUUACAAUCAUAGGAGGAGGAACGCAGAGAAGAUGAGACGAUUGAUGUCCGAGAACGAGUCUCUGCGUGCAGAGAUCGCCGGUGACGAGAUGCUGGUGAUAGACCGCAAUCGUCCUUGGCUGGAGGACGCUCCGCGAAAAUACGUGCAUACAUACAAGAAAAAGCCGGCCGUCACGUACGAUGUCUCCGUGGCUCUUCACGUUAAGAAAGCUUACCCCGACGUGCACGUGGACAUGAUCAUGCCCGAUGAUGCUUCGCCUGCUAGGCUGCGCAAGAACGACAUGAAUUUUCUCCUCAUCUUCGACAUCGUGGACUCGUGGCAUUCCAAGACCACCGAGGCCAGGAAGAGUUUCGUGAAGGCCAUCACGGAGGCCGAUAAUGUCUUUCCUAGCGGAUACUAUCAACGACUCGUGGCACACAAGAAUCUAUACUACGAUUACCUGCGCAAAGCGGGUAUACCAGUCGCCGACUUUCUCUAUUUCUCAUCGAGCGAUUACAAAAAGGGCGGUGCAGAAGGUGUCAUUCGGACCCUCCGGCGUCAGAUGAAGGCGAAGAAGUGGAAGGACUUCGUGGCGAAGCUCGUGCUCGGACAGGGCUCGGCCGACUUCAAGUUCUUUCCUGCCAGCGUGGAAGACCACAGGCUCGCGGGAUACCUCGAGAAAAUCUUCAAGGUGGGAUACCCAGGAGUAAUCUUCCAGGUCAUUAUCGAGGGCUUCGCCGACGACACCCCCGAAUUCCGUCAGUUCUACGUAGGGAGCGAUUACGUUUAUAGCAUGAUUACCGACGAGCAGCACGAGGACGAGAGACAGCCAAAGAGCGAAGGAGGGUCUUUCCCGGAUAACAAGCAAUUGAGGGAUGCGCGUCGACUGGGAGAAGAGGUCAUCAAGAAGCUGCCGCCGCAGUUCACCGUGGGCAAAAUCGCAUUACCGCGGCUCCUCACCCGAGUGGACGUGGGCUGUUGCGUGAAUGGAAAGAUGUUUUGCAGCGAGGUAGAGUACGUGCCGAGCCUCUUCAUCAACAGCGUAAAGAAGCUGAAGAUAGACGCCGAGCUCGCCGAACAGGCCGUGGCUAUCACGCGCGAAUUCCUUCGAUUGAAACAAAAAUAA